GCUUAUUCCAGAGGGGAGUAUGGUUCUUUUCUUCGCCUCCUACAGUGGAGCUGGAAGCUGUGACAGUAAAUGUAACCAUCCAGGACUUUGUAGCCGAUGUGGUGUCUGAGCUGUUUUUCCGCAAUAUGCAGCAAGUCUCUGAGGAGACCAUGUUUGUCUUUCCUGUGGACUCUGACACUGUUGUACACACCUUCUACGCUACCAUGGGGGACACUCGUAUUGAAGCAAUGCUCUGGGAGAAGGAGGAGGCCCAGCAGCUGUACAAAGCCACUUCAGGCAUGGAGAAUUUGAGAUACCUGCAGGACCAGUGGGAUCUUUGGGGUCCUGUCUUCGCUUGUUUCCUGGGGACCGUGCCUCCUAACACGGAGGUGGUCAUCAGCCUGUGCUAUGUCCAGGAGCUGCCACUGCAGCCUGAUGGAGCUGCCCAGUUUUGCUGGCCACACGAGCUGUUCCCCCAGCUAAAAUACAUUAGCUGGAUCCUUUCUGAGGAGGAGACGUUCGAAAACCUGCGCUUCAGCAUCUCUCUGAAGUCAGCCCGUGGUGUGUCCCAUAUAGUCAUGAACAGCAGCUACACCCCUCUGCAAUACACAGCUCCAGACCAGACGUCUGCUGAGGUCUCCUUGAAAUCGCUACCCUUGAUGUGGGAUGAUCUGGACUUGCUGGUGUAUUACAGAGAGUCUCAGACUCUCAGCGCUGUGGUGGAGAGGAGAGAUCCCAAAGCCCCACCUGGCUCUCUGCUGGGAGACCCUGUGGUGAUGGUGACACUGAUGCCCAACAUUCCUGAGGUGGUGCCCAGUCCAGGCCAGCUUGGGGAGUUCCUCUUUCUCAUGGACCGCAGCCUCUUCCAGGAUGCACAGAACACACUGCUCUUCCUCCUCAAGAGUUUGCCUCUGGGCUGUUACUUCAACAUCUACAGUUUUGGGGCCACUUUCAAAGCCUUCUAUCCGCAGAGUGUGGAAUACACGCAGGAAAGCAUGGACAAUGCAGUGAGGCGCAUCUCCUCCAUCUGCCCUGAUCUGGGGGGCUGUGACCUGUUGGGCCUCCUAAGGUCUAUCUACAGCACUCCUCACCUUCAUGGGCACCCCCGCCAGCUUUUCAUCUUCAUCCAAAGGAGGAUCUCCAGUGAAGAGGAAGCUGUCAUGGCUGAGGUCUACCGUUACCGGGACCACCACCGGUAA
Molecule: messenger RNA, 1178 nt
Organism: Pelecanus crispus (Dalmatian pelican)
Lineage: Eukaryota; Metazoa; Chordata; Aves; Pelecaniformes; Pelecanidae
Source: RefSeq, a predicted model, not a curated record